Messenger RNA from Jaculus jaculus (lesser Egyptian jerboa), 2701 nucleotides. It is a transcript of the gene Anapc2, whose product is annotated as anaphase promoting complex subunit 2. The record is from RefSeq and is a predicted model, not a curated record. Gene Ontology annotation, biological process: ubiquitin-dependent protein catabolic process. Gene Ontology annotation, molecular function: ubiquitin protein ligase binding. Lineage: Eukaryota; Metazoa; Chordata; Mammalia; Rodentia; Dipodidae. The transcript has 13 exons. Bases 22 to 2490 code for a protein of 822 amino acids. Gene Ontology annotation, cellular component: anaphase-promoting complex.
CCUGGGUGUGUCUGCUGGCAGAUGGAGACCGAGGCCGUAGCGGGUGUUGGGGAUGGCGAACCCCGGCCUGGACCCGAACUCUUGGUGGCCUGGAAUACUGUGAGCACCGGUCUGGUGCCGCCAGCUGCGCUGGGGCUGGCAUCCUCUCGGACCAGUGGUGCGGUUCCACCAAAAGAGGAGGAGCUCCGCGCGGCGGUAGAGGUUCUGAGGAGGCAUGGUUUGCACUCUAUUCUGGAGGAGUGGUUCGUGGAAGUGCUACAGAACGACCUGCAGGCCAGCAUCGCCCCAGAGUUCUGGAAUGCCAUUUCCCAGCGUGAGAACUCUACUGAUGAGCUCCAGUGCCUUCUGCUUCUCCUCGACGCAUUUGGCUUGUUGGAGAGCCGCCUAGAUCCCUACCUGCGUAGUUUAGAGCUCUUGGAGAAAUGGACCCGUCUAGGCUUGCUGAUGGGCACUGGCGCUCAGGGGCUUCGGGAAAAGGUCCACACCAUGUUGCGCGGAGUACUGUUCUUUUCCACCCCCAGGACCUUCCAGGAGAUGGUCCAGCGCCUCUAUGGCCGCUUCCUGAGGGUUUAUAUGCAGAGCAAAAGAAAAGGAGAAGGGGGCACAGAUCCAGAAUUGGAGGGGGAGUUGGACAGCCGGUACGCCCGUCGCCGGUACUACCGUCUCCUGCAGAGCCCUCUCUGUGCGGGAUGUGGUAGUGACAAGCAACAGUGCUGGUGCCGCCAGGCACUGGAGCAGUUCCACCAACUCAGCCAGGUCCUGCAUAGACUGAGUCUGCUGGAGCGGGUCAGUGCUGAAGCUGUGACCACCACCCUGCAUCAGGUUACCCGAGAAAGGAUGGAAGACCGCUGCCGAGGCGAGUAUGAGCGUUCCUUCCUCCGAGAGUUCCACAAGUGGAUCGAGAGGGUGGUUGGCUGGCUUGGGAAGGUGUUCCUGCAGGACAGCCCCACCAGGCCAGCAUCCCCAGAGGCUGGGAACACGUUGCGCCGCUGGCGCUGCCAUGUACAGAGGUUCUUCUACCGCAUCUACGCCAGCCUGCGCAUUGAGGAGCUCUUCAGCAUCAUCCGAGACUUCCCAGACUCCCGGCCAGCCAUUGAAGAUCUCAAGUACUGUCUGGAGAGGACAGACCAGAGGCAGCAGCUGCUGGUAUCCCUCAAGUCUGCCUUAGAGACCCGGCUCCUUCACCCAGGCGUCAAUACAUGUGACAUCAUCACUCUCUACAUCUCUGCCAUCAAGGCACUGCGUGUGCUGGACCCGUCCAUGGUCAUUUUGGAAGUGGCUUGUGAGCCCAUCCGCCGCUACCUAAGGACACGGGAGGACACAGUACGGCAGAUUGUGGCUGGACUGACAGGGGACUCAGAUGGGACUGGGGACUUGGCAGUUGAGUUGUCCAAGACCGACCCGGCCAGUCUGGAGACUGGCCAGGACAGUGAGGAUGAUUCUGGAGAGCCUGAAGACUGGGUCCCUGAUCCCGUGGAUGCUGAUCCAGGGAAAUCAAGUUCCAAGCGGCGGUCUUCAGACAUCAUCAGCUUACUGGUCAGCAUCUACGGCAGCAAGGACCUUUUUAUCAAUGAGUACCGCUCCCUGCUGGCUGAUCGCCUCCUCCACCAGUUCAGCUUCAGCCCUGAACGGGAGAUCCGCAACGUGGAACUGCUGAAGUUGCGCUUUGGUGAGGCCCCCAUGCAUUUCUGUGAGGUCAUGCUCAAGGACAUGGCAGAUUCCCGACGCAUCAAUGCCAACAUCCGAGAGGAGGAUGAGAAGCGGCCUGUGGAGGAACAGCCACCAUUUGGGGUCUAUGCUGUCAUCUUGUCUAGUGAGUUUUGGCCCCCCUUCAAGGAUGAGAAGCUGGAGGUCCCCGAGGAUAUCAGGGCAGCCCUGGAUGUUUACUGCAAGAAGUAUGAGAAACUGAAGGCAAUGCGAACCCUCAGCUGGAAGCACACCUUGGGCCUGGUGACUAUGGAUGUGGAACUGGCUGACCGCACCCUAUCUGUGGCAGUGACCCCUGUACAGGCAGUGGUCUUGCUGUACUUCCAGGACCAACCCAGCUGGACCCUGGAGGAGCUGAGCAAGGUGGUGAAGAUGCCAGUGGCACUGCUGCGACGGCGCAUGUCUGUGUGGCUGCAGCAGGGCGUGCUGCGGGAGGAACCUUCAGGCACUUUCUCCGUCAUCGAGGAGGAGCGGCCUCAGGACCGAGACAACAUGGUGCUCAUUGACAGUGAUGAUGAAAGUGACUCGGGCAUGGCCUCCCAGGCUGAUCAGAAGGAGGAGGAGCUACUGCUCUUCUGGACUUAUAUCCAAGCCAUGCUGACCAACCUGGAGAGCCUCUCGCUGGAACGCAUCUACAGCAUGCUUCGCAUGUUCGUGAUGACUGGGCCCGCACUGGCCGAGAUUGAUCUACAGGAGCUCCAGGGCUACCUGCAGAAGAAGGUCCGCGACCAGCAACUUAUCUACUCUGCAGGUGUCUACCGACUGCCCAAGAGCUGCAGCUGAUGCACUCCUGCAAGCCCUGAGCCACAGCAUUCCUGCCUGUGUGACCCCUGGAUGGUCAGCCUGAGGCAUCUUCUGUCCUCACAUCCCUGUGCAGCACUCUCCCCUCCUUUAUUCCUCGACCGAGUCUCCUCCACACCCCUGUUCAGUCCCCCUUCAUGCCCCCGCCCACUCCUGCAGAGUACAGAUUAAAGCAGAUCAGUUCAUCCUUCCA